Molecule: messenger RNA, 681 nt
Organism: Plectropomus leopardus (leopard coralgrouper)
Lineage: Eukaryota; Metazoa; Chordata; Actinopteri; Perciformes; Serranidae
Source: RefSeq, a predicted model, not a curated record
UGUGGACGCUCACGCGAAGGUUUUAGGGUCAAUCCAUCAAUCAGUCUUGUUCCAUCAAUCUUGUUUCCCGUCCCCUCUGUGGCGUCCCGCUCUCUGUCCUCUUCCUGCUCCCUGUCCCUGCCUUCCUCUCUGUCCCCGUCGCGCUCUCUGUCCCCGUCUCGCUCUCUGUCCUCGUCCCGCUCCUUGUCCUCGUCCUGCUCUCUGUCCCCGUCCUGCUCCUUGUCCUCAUCCUGCUCUCUGUCCCUGUCUUCCUAUCUGUCCUCAUCCUGCUCUCUGUCCCCGUCCCGCUCUCUGUCAUCAUCUUCCUCUCUGUCCCCGUUCUGCUCUCUGUCCCCAUCCCCCUCUCUGUCCUCGUCCUGCUCCUUGUCCUCAUCCUGCUCUCUGUCCCUGUCUUCCUAUCUGUCCUCAUCCUGCUCUCUGUCCCCGUCCUGCUCUCUGUCCUCUUCCUGCUCCCUGUCCUCGUCUUGCUCUCUGUCCCCGUCUUCCUCUCUGUCCUCUUCCUGCUCUCUGUCCCCGUCCCGCUCUCUGUCCUUGUCCUGCUCUUGUGUCCUCUGCUGCUGAGGACGCGUCUCUCCGCCCUCAAUCUUGUUUCCCGUCCCCUCUGUGGCGUCCUGCUCUCUGUCUUCUUCCUGCUCCCUGUCCUCGUCCUGCUCUCUGUCCCUGUCCCGCUCUCUGUCCCUG